Messenger RNA from Eruca vesicaria subsp. sativa (arugula), 1026 nucleotides. NCBI's taxonomy places the organism in Eukaryota, Viridiplantae, Streptophyta, Magnoliopsida, Brassicales, Brassicaceae. The record is from the annotation of a GenBank genome assembly.
AAACUAACAAUAAAAACAAAAGAACUAAGAGAAAAUCAGACUCAGUCUCUCCUCUGAUUAUCUUCUCAUCGACGCCGAUGGAUUCACUUAGUACCCAAAAGGCUAAACCAAGAAAGAUGAAGAAGGCUGUUGUGAAGAAGUCUCGGGUUCAAAUACUCUUAGAUUUGUUUUACCGGGUGAUCCAAAUAACUGUAGUUAUGGUUACAGUAGCCAAGCUCUGUUACCAACUAGUCAUCAUGUUUGAGGACUCUGGUCUCACACGUUUUCUCAUCAACCGUCAUCUUGCUUUCGUCUUGGGGAACGCCAUCGUCAUCACUAUCGUCGCCAAGUGCGGUCUCUUCGUGAAUCAAGAACCAGAUGCACGGAGAAACAGCAACGAUCUUUACGACGAGUUUGUCCGAGAGAACUCAAGACGAGAACGGAGGAGUUCUCAUACAGAUGUGAUAUGCAGAGAAAAACAGAGCACUGAAGAUGAUGGAGAGAAACAGAAGAAGACUGAGAACAGUGCAAGACAGAGCUCCGACGAGGAGAAAAGCAAGAAGGACGUAACUGUGAAGAGACAGAGACAAAUCAUUACCCAAAAACAGGAAAGUCCAAAGAAGAGUUACGAAAGGAGUCGGUCAGAGAAGCUCGAGGGCUCCUCCAAGAAGAGUUCUUGUGGAAGGUUGACGAGAUCGGAGACAGCGAGGCCUUCUGAUGAUUCUGAUGAUGAACUCCGGUACAAGAUCGAGUCUUUCAUUGCGAGACAGAGGAGGAACCAAAAGGAUGAAGAGUUUUGUAUUGUUUAGAUGUAUAGAGUGUUAUUAAAAGCAAGGGGGAUAAAAGAAGAAAAACUUUAGUUUAUGCAAUAACAUUCACAUAUAUUUGUGUGUUUGUAAAUAUACGGGUGGUAAUAUUUCAAAAACCCGAGCAUAAAAUGUUGUUUAGCUUUUCUUUUUAUUUUCUUUGUAUAAUUUUGCUCAGUAAUAUAAAGAGAUGUAGAUUUUCUGUAAGUUUGACGUUAGAAUAACUAAUUUUGUUGUAGAC